AUGGCGUUUCCAUUGACCUUCCCGAAAAGUAGGGAGCUGACUGGAGGAGAUCUCCUCGCCCAAUCACUGAAGCAGCUUGGCACCGAAGUGGCAUUUGGACUGCACGGCGGCCAUCUCGAUGCCUUCCUCGUGGGCUGCGAGACCAUUGGCAUCCGUCUCGUCGACACGCGGCACGAGACGGUGGCCGUACAGGCCGCGGAGAGCUACGCAAAAAUGACAGGCAAGACAGGCGUAUGCUUCAUCACCGCGAACAGCGGCUUCUCCAACGGCCUCCCGGGCCUCGCCACCGCCUUCGCCGACCGCAGUCCCAUCCUCUGCAUCACCUCGUCGGUGCCGCUGCGCGACCAAGAAAACAACUCGCUGCAGGGCCAAAUCGACCAGAUCGUCGCCGCGCGGCCCCUCACCAAAUUCGCCCAUCGCGUCACCUCCGCCGAAGACCUGCCCCGCCUGGCCGCCCACGCCGUGCACGUCUCGACGGCAGGAGCACCGGGGCCCGUCCUCCUCGACAUCCCAAUCGACGUCCUCUUCUCCCCCAUCCACACGCCGCUCAUCUCCUGGGGCUCCAUCACCAACCCACCCGCCCACCUGCCCGGUCCAUCCCGCGGCGCCAUCGCCGAAGCAGCCAGCCUCAUCCGCGCUGCCGCCAGGCCCGUCCUCAUCCUCGGCACGGGCGCCGCGACCUCUCCCACCGCCGCGUCGGCCCUGCGCAGCUUCGCGGCGGCGGCGCCGGGCGUGGCGAUCGUGACGAGCGGCAAGUUCGCGCGGCUGGACGCGCUGUACGCUGUGCCGACGUACGCAGGCGCGGCGAGCAGUCUGGCCGCGGUGCAGCAGGCCGGAAAGGCGGCGCCGGACUGCGUCGUGCUGCUGGGCGCGCGGACGGGGAUGUAUCUGGGCGGGCAGAGCGGCGGCAUCGUGCCCGCGAAAGACGCGGGGUGCCGCAUCAUCCAGAUCGACACGGAUGGCGGGGAGAUAGGAAGGACGUUUCCCGUUGCGGUGGGGAUGGUGUCGGAUGCGGCAGAGGCGCUGGGGGCGCUGGCUGCUGCCCUCUCGUCGACGUCCUCCGCCUCUGGGGGGAAGAAGGGGGAUGACGCAUGGCUUCAGUCCCUCCUCGCCCUCCGCACCGCGCCUAGCCCCUUCGACGCGGCCCCCAAGGUCGUCCAGGAAACGGGCAUGCCGCACCCGCACCACGCGCUGACGGCCUUCUUCGCGGCGCUGCCGCGCGACUCGCGGCCGAUCGUCGUGCUGGACGGCGGGGAGGCAGCGCUGUGGGCGGGCUCGGUCGCCGGUGCUGCUGCUGCCGCGGCGGCGGCGGGGGGCGAGGGGUGCAGGCCUGCGGCGCUGAUGUCGUCGACCGGGUAUCUGGGGUUCCUGGGGAAUGGGUUCGGGUACGCGUUGGGGAGCGCUGUGGCUGCUGAGGGGGAGACGGAGGGGGAGAAGAGCAGCAAGCCGCUCGUCAUCCUGAUCACAGGCGACGGCGCGGCCGGGUUCCACUUCAUGGAGCUGGACUCGUUCGCGCGGCACGGAUUGCGCGUGCUGACGGUGGUUGUGAAUAACGCGUGCUGGGGCAUGAGUCGGAACGGACAGGAUCUCGUGUACGGAGGGAAGACGCCGGCGAGGCCGAUCAGCGGGUUGAGUGCGGCGGUGGACUACGCGGCUGUGGCGAGGGGGCUGGGGUGCGCGGGGGAGAAGUGCGAGAGGUUGGAGGACGUGCCGGCGAAGGUAAGGGCGUUGUUGAAGGGCGGGGUGGGGGCGGCGUGCUUGGAUUUGAGGGUUAGUGCGAAGCCGACGCAUCCCGGGACGGAGGCGAUGGUGAGUAUGGUGGAGGAUGAGAGGGUGGUUGUGGUGCCGUAUUACGAUAACGUGCCGCGGCCGCACUAUAAGCUCUGA
Molecule: messenger RNA, 1887 nt
Organism: Lasiodiplodia theobromae
Lineage: Eukaryota; Fungi; Ascomycota; Dothideomycetes; Botryosphaeriales; Botryosphaeriaceae
Product: TPP-binding enzyme conserved site
Exons: 2
Coding region: 1-1887 (628 amino acids)
Biological process (GO): L-valine biosynthetic process
Cellular component (GO): acetolactate synthase complex; mitochondrion
Molecular function (GO): flavin adenine dinucleotide binding; magnesium ion binding; acetolactate synthase activity
Source: RefSeq, a predicted model, not a curated record